Cottoperca gobio is the source of this 3134-nucleotide messenger RNA. Its product is annotated as integrin-linked protein kinase-like. Gene Ontology annotation, biological process: integrin-mediated signaling pathway; substrate adhesion-dependent cell spreading; protein phosphorylation. Gene Ontology annotation, molecular function: protein binding; protein serine/threonine kinase activity; ATP binding. The record is from RefSeq and is a predicted model, not a curated record. NCBI's taxonomy places the organism in Eukaryota, Metazoa, Chordata, Actinopteri, Perciformes, Bovichtidae. Gene Ontology annotation, cellular component: stress fiber; focal adhesion.
UGUAGAGGGCGGGACGCUGUCUUCCUCCAUUGAACGUUACCACGUACUUACGGCGGCGGGGAGGGUGUGGACGUCCCGCAGCAUUCAAUCUACUGGAGACAACAUAACGCUGCUAAUAACUACUAACCGCAUUACACCGCAACAGGCGAAUACACCCGGGUUGCUGGAGUGCUGUUGAGCUUCUGUGAUUGUGUCCCUCAUUAUCCUAGAUGAUGGACUGAUGCUGGUCAGGACCCUACUGAACACCUCAGGGCGCCUCUCUCAUCUUUCGCAGAUCAAUUUUUCACCUACUCCCACGGGAGCACCUUAAGACAAGGAGAAGACAUUAGCCAAAAUGGAUGAUAUCUUCACGCAAUGCCGAGAAGGCAAUGCAGUGGCAGUUCGCUUAUGGUUGGACAAUACAGAGAAUGACCUCAAUCAAGGAGAUGACCACGGCUUCAGCCCUCUCCACUGGGCAUGCAGGGAGGGCCGCUCCAGCGUGGUGGACAUGCUCAUCAUGAGAGGGGCUCGCAUUAACGUCAUGAAUCGGGGGGACGACACGCCUCUGCACCUGGCCUCCAGUCAUGGACAUCGUGACAUCGUGGGAAAGCUGAUCCAGUGCAAAGCAGACAUUAAUUCAGCCAAUGAACACGGGAACACACCGCUGCAUUACGCCUGCUUCUGGGGCCAAGACCAAGUGGCUGAUGACCUCCUGACUAAUGGGGCUCAGGUGAGCAUCUGUAACAAAUAUGGGGAAACUCCCCUGGACAAAGCCAAACCACACCUGAGUGAACUCCUCAGAGAAAAAGCUGAUAAAAGUGGACAGAAUUUGACUAAAAUUCCCUUCAAAGACACGUUCUGGAAAGGCACCACCAGGACUCGACCCCGCAACGGCACUUUGAACAAACACGCAGGCAUUGAUUACAAACAGCUUUCUCUGCUGGCUAAAGUAAACGAGAACCAGUCUGGAGAGCUGUGGCAAGGACGCUGGCAAGGGAAUGAGGUUGUUGUUAAGGUGCUCAAAGUUCGUGACUGGACCACAAGGAAAAGCAGAGACUUCAAUGAGGAAUAUCCCAAACUCAGGAUAUUUUCCCACCCGAAUGUCCUACCUAUGUUGGGAGCAUGUCAGUCUCCUCCCGCCCCUCACCCCAUCAUCAUCACACACUGGAUGCCUUAUGGCUCCCUCUACAACGUGCUGCAUGAAGGCACCAACUUUGUGGUGGACCAGACGCAGGCGGUGAAGUUUGCGCUGGACAUUGCUUGUGGAAUGGCCUUCUUGCACACACUUGAACCCAUGAUCCCUCGCCACUAUCUCAACAGCAAGAGUGUUAUGAUAGAUGAAGACAUGACAGCCAGGAUCAGCAUGGCAGAUGUCAAGUUCUCCUUCCAGUGUCCUGGCAGGAUGUACUCGCCUGCAUGGGUAGCCCCCGAGGCCCUGCAGAAGAAGCCAGAAGAGAUCAACCGUCGGUCAGCAGACAUGUGGAGCUUUGCCAUCCUGCUGUGGGAGUUGGUGACCAGAGAAGUGCCGUAUGCUGACCUCUCCAACAUGGAAAUUGGCAUGAAGGUUGCCUUGGAGGGUUUGAGGCCCACUAUCCCCCCUGGCAUUUCGCCCCACAUUUGCAAGCUCAUGAAGAUAUGCAUGAACGAGGAUCCAGCAAAGAGGCCCAAAUUUGACAUGAUUGUGCCAAUUCUGGAGAAAAUGCAGGACAAGUGAAAAACCUCCCCUGCCCUCUUGUACUGAACCGUUGAAUUAGAGGAUAUAUUGCCUCAAAUAUCUCUCUGAAAUGGUGGUGUGGUGCUUACCAGUAUUGCCUUAAACCCUUACUCUAGCGAUGCAUUCAACAGCACUGUAGCUUCUGCUUCUGAGAUGAAUGCAGCCGCAGUCACGUCUUUUACGUCGUCUUUUUCUUUUUUCAAUGUGAUAUCAAGCUUUUUUUUUUAUUGUCUUCAUCUUUGUCACUGAACCGCUGAUGCUGUCUUCGCAGGAGCUUAAUAUUGACUGUUCAUCUUCUAAACUAUAAUCAUGUGGACUGAGUACAAUCUUCUUCUACACUGAAUAACCUGUGGAGGUCAGCCUGACAGCCUGCUGCAGUGCUUCAGUGGAUUUAAGGCCUUAGUUUUCUUAUUGGGAGUGGGCUCACUAUAAAAAAAAAACAAAGAGUCACCGUGUAAGGAAACUGCUCCUCUAUAAUAGUGGCUCUUAACGAAUAACAUAUUGUGGGAAAACUGUGUUGUGUUGGCAAAAAACUGUAUGCAACUGGGCAAGCAUGACAAGUGUCUGAAACCAAGCAUUUAAACAACAUGUAAGAUUAAAGAAAUGUAUAUGAAUGAGUGGUGCCUGUGAAAGUACUUAGCAGUGUUGUACCUUUCAGCUUGGCUGUGUUGUGACGUGUACAGCUUGACCUUCUGACAAUGAUGUAACUGACUGGCCAUACAAACUUUAUUUUCAGUGCCGAAAAAAUGUCAGUGUUGAUCAAUGCAAUAUUUUGAAGAUUACUUUCAAAAUGCAUUGCACGAUUGCUGAUUCUCGUUAAUUGCAACAACGCAACAUAAUUAACUAUAUUAUUUAAUAUCAUCUACUUUAUUUUCAUUAUGUUCCCUUCAAAAUCUUAAUGUUACAAUCAAAUACUUGUAAACUGUACUUUUCAACAAAGAGUAUAAUCUCCUUUUCAAGAUGUCUAAAAGUGUUUGCGCUUAACUCAAGUGUUAUUUUCAUGUUGAAUACUGGCAAUCUAUGUAAUCCAGUGUCAGGAAUGAAUACUGUAACCCAGACUGUAAUUUAUUCAUAGAUAUCAUUGGUACAGUUAUCAUUUGUUGUUUUGUUGUUGAGCAUGGGGACUGCCAUUCCUCCCAAUUUGAUAGCUACAUCAGUACCUGCCAACAGAAGGUGUCUGGGACAUUGAGGGGUGGUGUUAACAUCCUGUAAACUGUCAAGUUGUUUUCUCACUUGUUACUAUUGCUUUGGUCCUCUAUUACUUCUGACUAUAUCAAUCUCAUGGGUUGUUUCUUCUACCUGCAUUGUCUCUGUGCCUCCACCAGCUUGCUUGUUUGUGCUGAAUCACAGGUUGAAGCCAAAAUCAAGAAUGACUUAUACAAAUGUAUGUAUUUAUAAAAGUAUUAAGUAUAUUAAAAAGGAAAAAUAUGGGCAACUUGAA